AUGUUGCAAGUCCUUAUUCUCAUUUACACACUUAAGGUCACUAGUGCCGACCUCGGCACUACAGACCUUCAAUUCCUCAACGAGUUGCCAUUGGAAAAACUCCUCGUCCUUAAGUCUUCUUUGCAAGAAUUUGUCUCUGAUACAUAUGAGAAUGUCAGUACCACAACACCGUCGUAUUCGGAGAGCUUCGGAGCACAGGCGAUGGCUAUACAAGCACCGCCAAUAAAAAGGACAGACUACGAAGAAAUGAGCAGUAAGAAAGGAAGUAAAAUUAGCAAAUUGUUUUCAAUGUCGGUUACAACGUUAGCGUUUUUGGCGUUUGGAGGUUACUUGCUAUGUUUGAUCGUACAAGCGAUAAGGGACAAAAAGAAUUAUGCGUCUACCACAGUGGCGCCUACAACGUUUUUCUUGAGCUCUGGAAUUAAGAAACGGCCGCAGUUCGCUUCGUAUGGAAGACGGAAGAGGGAGAACAUAAGAGAUACAGAUUUGGAACAGUUGGAUAUUCCUCCUGAGCAACUCUUCGGUGCAUUGGUGCAAAUCUGCGAAGGUUACGCUAAGUGGAGUGAGCGGUAUGCUAACUUGGAUGUCCUUUAG
Molecule: messenger RNA, 594 nt
Organism: Achroia grisella
Lineage: Eukaryota; Metazoa; Arthropoda; Insecta; Lepidoptera; Pyralidae
Exons: 1
Coding region: 1-594 (197 amino acids)
Source: RefSeq, a predicted model, not a curated record